GGAAGCCCACACAUCUUCCAUCUCAAAGAUGCUGCUGCCGCCGCUUUUUCUGCCCCUGCUGUGGGCAGGGUCCCUGGCUAAGCGUUCAAUGUUCCGGCUGCAAGUGCAGGAGACCGUGAAGGUGCAGGAGGGCCUGUGUGUGCAUGUGCCCUGCAAAUUCUCCCACCCCCGACGAGAAUACACUGACGAUGACCCAGCUUAUGGCUACUGGUUCCAGGAAGGAAGUGAUCACAGCCAGGAUGUUCUAGUGGCCACAAACAACCCCGAUCGAGAUGUGCAGGAGGAGACCCAGGGCCGAUUCCACCUCCUCGGGGACCCCCGGGACAACAACUGCUCCCUGGACAUCAGAGAUGCACAGAGAAGGGACUCGAGGACAUACUUCUUUAGGGUGGAGAGAGGGUCUUAUGUGAAAUAUAAUUACCUACAGAACCAGCUCUCCGUGCGUGUGACCGCUCUAACACAGAUACCUGACAUCCACAUCCAGGGGCUCCAAGACUCCCCACUCCUCCGUGCUCACUCUCACCCCGAGGCCCCAGGACCACGGCACCAACCUUACUUGUCGAGUGGCCUUCCCCGGAGCUGGUGUGAACACGGAGAGGACCAUCCAGCUCAACGUAUCCUAUGCUCCACAGAACCUGACCAUCUGCAUCUUCAGAGGAAAUAGCACAGCUAUCUCCUGUUCCUGCCCCCAAGUCUCCGGGGAGCAGUGGAGCCCCUGGCCUCUAAUCCUCACCCUACUGAGAGGGACCCUCAGGCGAGCUGGCUUCCUUUUCACCUAUGGCCUCACCAGGAUCUACUGCACCAGGUUCAGAGGCUCCAAAGAGGAUAAGGCUGCAAAUUGUAACUGAGCCCUCUUCCUCAUGGUGGUGCCACUGUCCGGUGGAUGAGGAUCUGUCAAACCACUGUAUCCUGAGACUCACCCCUGUACAACUCUGUGGAGCAAGGAGGUACUGGAGGACUGGACCCUGCCUCCUCUCCAGAAAUAACGUCUCUCUACCUCUGGUCGUUAAGACUCUUCCUGCUGGUUCUGAAUCUGUGGUGGGGAGGGCGAGUGAGGACAUAGAUAGAUUUUUGUUAUUAUUAAUUUGAAUUAUGCAUACCCCAUGUAAUAUAUUGCUUCUGUGUGUUUAUCUUGGAUAAGCCCCAAAUUCAACCCCAUAAUAUAUUGUUAUAAAUCUCAUACUAUUUUUCAAACAGAA
Molecule: messenger RNA, 1199 nt
Organism: Leptonychotes weddellii (Weddell seal)
Lineage: Eukaryota; Metazoa; Chordata; Mammalia; Carnivora; Phocidae
Source: RefSeq, a predicted model, not a curated record